UAAUUUUUAUUUUCACAUCAGUUUCUAAUAAUUUCAAUGAACGUUCUGACGAAUUGACAGUGCUAUUUCUUAGAUAUAACGCGUAUUUUCAUUUACACUUCGUUAACCAAAGUAACAUGUUUUAAAUUUAAGUGAAAUUAAUAAAUAGAAAAAAGUUCAAAGUCCAGCAAAUGAUUUAAUAAUAAAAACAACGAGUCAUUGUCAAGAUACUAGACGAGACAGUGUGCAAAACAAAUUGUUUUUAUUGGAAAACAGUUGAAGUGUAAUCCAUUGAAUAUUAUUGAGUGAUAUCUUAGCUAUAAAAAAUUAAUUUAGUUCGAGUUAUUAAACUACAAAUACUCUCGAAACAGUAUGUCUAGCCACAAUAGAACACAUCUCUUACGCUUGGUUAAGAAUCUUAAUCAUCAAAUAAGAAACAGUUCGUUUUCUGCCACAAAAGCUGAGAAUAAAAUUAAACAAUUUCAAACAAAACAUUUUGAAGAAAUUCAAAUACCCGUACCCUGGGGACAUAUAGCGGGAAAAUGGUAUGGUCCCAAACAUGAACGUCCUCUUGUGGGUCUUCAUGGUUGGCAAGAUAAUGCUGGCACCUUUGAUACUUUGGCUCCUUUCUUGCCUUCAAAUAUGUCAUUUCUAGCUUUAGAUAUGCCGGGUCAUGGCCUCUCCUCUUGGCUACCCAUGGGCAUGCAUUAUCAUUCGUUGGAUUAUGUCACUUUGAUAAGACGCAUAAUGGAAGAAUUUAAAUGGGAUAAGAUCUCAUUAAUGGGUCAUUCGAUGAGUUCUAUUAAUUCAUUUGUUUUCACCGCCUUACUACCCGAUAAAGUGGACAUGUUAAUUGGUUUGGAUGUGUUAAAGCCUAUAACUCGUUCAGCCAACAAAAUUAUCGACAAUUAUGCCGAACGUAUUGAGGCUAGUUUGAAGGUGGAGCGCAGAAUACGCGAUAAAACUGAGCCUCCUUGUUAUGAAUGGGAUCAACUGGUGGAGCGUUUGCAUAUGGGUAGUGAAAAAUCAGUGGAUUUGGAGACCUGUAAAUAUUUGUUGCAACGUAAUACAAAACCUUCACAACAUGAACCUCACAAAUACUAUUUCUCGCGUGACAGCCGCCUGAAAACCUCCCUAUUUUAUGCAUUUUCCCAAGAUGUUCCCGUGCAAAUGGCCAAACGUAUCAAAUGUCCACAUUUGUUUAUUAAGGCUCUACAGGGACCCUACUACGAGAAAAAGGAAUAUUAUGAUGAGGUUUUAAGCAUUUUAAAACAAAAUCCUAAAUUCGAGUACCAUGAAGUAGAUGGUACACACCACGUUCACCUCAACGAACCAGAGAAAGUAGCGAAAAUUAUUAAUUCAUUUUUACACAAAUAUAAGUUGUAAGCAAUAACAUGAGACUGGACAACAAGGAUAUUAUUGUACUUGUUUUAAUGUUAAUAGUAUAAGUUUUAGUUUUUUUUCGUUUUUUUAGUUUUUAUUAACAAUAAUAAAAAUGUUAUUUAAUUUAUACAUUGAC
Lucilia sericata (common green bottle fly) is the source of this 1498-nucleotide messenger RNA. RefSeq names its product probable serine hydrolase. Bases 352 to 1365 code for a protein of 337 amino acids. Lineage: Eukaryota; Metazoa; Arthropoda; Insecta; Diptera; Calliphoridae. The transcript is spliced from 4 exons. The record is from RefSeq and is a predicted model, not a curated record.